This is a messenger RNA of Onychomys torridus (southern grasshopper mouse), 452 nucleotides long. RefSeq names its product translation machinery-associated protein 7. Lineage: Eukaryota; Metazoa; Chordata; Mammalia; Rodentia; Cricetidae. The record is from RefSeq and is a predicted model, not a curated record. The transcript has a single exon. The coding region runs from base 30 to 242 and encodes 70 amino acids.
GUCUGGUGAAGGAGCUGUCAGUAGGCGCCAUGUCAGGCUGCGAAGGUGGCAAAAAGAAGCCCCUGAAACAGCCCAAGAAGCAGGCCAAGGAGAUGGAUGAGGAAGAUAAGGCUUUCAAGCAGAAACAGAAAGAGGAGCAGAAGAAACUCGAGGAGCUAAAAGCCAAGGCCGCGGGCAAGGGACCCCUGGCCACAGGUGGAAUUAAGAAAUCUGGCAAAAAGUACGCUGUUCCUCAUAUUUGAAAUGAUGGUGACCCUCUUCCAUUCCUAUUUAAACAUCUGGAUUCCCUGCCAUAACAUCUUUGCCACCUACAGCUAGAAUGAAGUGUUACCCUGGAGCCUGUUAAACAUCUGGAUUCCCUACUAUAACAUCUUUGCCACCUACAGCUAGAAUGAAGUGUUAUCCUGGAGCCUGUUGUACAUUGUGAUAAACUUUUGUAAAAAAAAAAAAAA